UCUGCACGUUCUGUCUAGCACGAGAGCAGAACAGACCAUCCCAUCCCAUCCCGAACGGCUCCAACAAAAGCAGAGCAGAGCAGCGCGAGACGAGUUGAGAGCAAAAACCCUAACCCCAAUCCAAGAACCAAAAGAAUCAGGAGGAGGAAGACGACGAGACGAUGGAUGCCUCCAAGGUCCGCGAGCUUCGGGAAUUCGUGGAGGCGUGCAACAAGGACCCUUCCCUCCUCGCCGACCCCAACCUCGCCUUCUUCCGGGACUACCUCCACAGCUUGGGUGCCAAGAUCCCCGCCGCCGCCUCCACCUUCGACAAACCAAAGAGAUCUCCCAUGGAUGACAUUGACGAUGACGAUGAUGAAGAUCUGGAUAUGAGGGAUGUCACUACCGAGCCAGAUGAGCUCGAUGAAGAGAUAGUGGAGUCUGAUCUUGAGCUUGAAGGAGACAUUGUACAAUCUGACCAUGAUGACCCACCGCACAAGAUGGGAGAUCCUUCAGUCGAGGUGAAUGAGGAAAAUCGUGAUGCCUCACAAGAAGCAAAAGGCAAGGCUAUGGAAGCAAUGUCAGAAGGUAAACUCGAAGAUGCUGUUGAACAUCUUACCAACGCAAUACUGCUGAAUCCGCUCUCGGCAAUCAUGUAUGGUACUAGAGCAUCUGUGUUUAUAAAAAUGAAGAAACCAGUUGCUGCCAUCCGUGAUGCAAAUGCUGCUCUUGAGAUUAACCCAGACUCUGCAAAAGGCUAUAAAACUCGUGGAAUGGCUUAUGCCAUGCUUGGCAAGUGGGAGGCAGCUGCUCGUGAUCUGCACACAGCAUCAAACAUGGAUUAUGAUGAGGAGAUCAAUGCUGUGCUCAAGAAGGUGGAACCUAAUGCACACAAGAUAAUGGAACAUCACAGGAAGUAUGAGCGGCUGAGAAAAGAGAGGGAAGAAAAGAGAGCUGAGCGUGAUCGGCUUCGUCGAAGGGCAGAGGCACAGGCUGCUUAUGAAAAGGCAAAGAGGAAGGAGCAAUCAUCAAGUCGCUCAUCAGGAGGUGCAUCUCCCAGGGGCUUCCCAGGAGGGAUGCCUGGUGGAGGUUUCCCUGGAGGGAUGCCUGGUGGCUUUCCUGGGGGUACCAUGCCCAGUGGCUUUCCUGGGGGUGCCAUGCCUGGGGGUUUCCCUGGGGGUGCCAUGCCCGGGGGUGUUCCUGGUAAUGUCGAUAUGAGUCAAAUCCUGAACGACCCUGACCUGAUGGCAGCAUUCAGUGACCCAGAGGUCAUGGCGGCUCUUCAAGAUGUGAUGAACAAUCCUGCCAGCUUCGCUAGGCACCAGGCCAAUCCUAAGGUGGGCCCUAUCAUAGAAAAGAUGAUGGGGAAGUUCAAUGGGUCCCAGUGAACGUUGUGAGCUUAUGUGGUGAGGUUGCUUAUUGAUGAUAAUAUGAGGUUUUGUGUGUAGCAAAAGCUUGUUGGACAGGACAGUAGGUGGUGUUUCUUUUUGUGCACCUGGAGGUGCGUUGAGCUAGUGACAUCAAUCAAACGGUAGGGAUGUAUGCAGAAAGAUGUUUUUAAUUCGUGGGGAUACUCGCUUCUGUUAUUACCUGCUACAGGAGUACCAGACAUGCGACGGUGAUUCGCAGAUAGUAUGACUCUUAAGGACAGUUAUGUUUCAUUCUUCUACCUGUCUGUUGAAAUGUGCUGAAUUAUGGCUUGUUUUAUGUACUGGUGGUAAAGAAGGCGGCUGAUGAAGGAAGCAGAUUAUUGUUGUUUUGUUUGUGUA
Phragmites australis (common reed) is the source of this 1748-nucleotide messenger RNA. RefSeq names its product FAM10 family protein At4g22670-like. The record is from RefSeq and is a predicted model, not a curated record. Lineage: Eukaryota; Viridiplantae; Streptophyta; Magnoliopsida; Poales; Poaceae. Bases 162 to 1367 code for a protein of 401 amino acids. Gene Ontology annotation, molecular function: Hsp70 protein binding; protein dimerization activity. The transcript has 11 exons.